CGGACGUCUGCCUUCGGUGGUUUGGUGUGUAAGGUAGAGAAGGGUUCGAGGGAGACUGGCGUCUUAUUCCCGGACCUAGUGGCGGGCUGCCGGUCUGGCUCUCUGGCCAGACGGCCAUGGGAGCGGAGAGCAGUGCGGCGAGGACCCCCCGUCUGGAAGAGCCGCCGGUAACCUUGCCCGGUGGUCUCAGCGUUUACCGAGCGACGCUGGACGAAGAACAGCUGGCAUCCGUGUUCGUCUAUCAGCGGAGUAACGAGGACACUGUCAACAAGGCCGCUAAGCAUCUGAAAACCUUGCGUCACCCAUGCCUGCUGAGGUUCUUAUCGAGCACAAUUGAAGCUGAUGGCAUCCACUUGGUUACUGAGCGAGUGCAGCCCCUGCAUAUGGUGCUGGAAGAUGUCUCUGCAGAUGAGAUCUGUGCUGGAAUUUAUGACAUCCUUCAAGCACUUAUUUUCCUCCAUGACCGGGGGAAACUGAGCCACAAUAACAUAUGUAUUUCAUCUGUGUUUGUGAGUGAGGAUGGUCACUGGAAGCUGGGAGGAAUGGAGACAAUGUGUCAUUUCUCUCAAGCAUCUCCUGAGUUCCUGUCCAGUAUCAAGUCAUUGAGAGAUCUGAGUGGAAUAGCUCCAGAGGAACAGUCCUCAGGUUUUCAGAUUCUUCCUGAAUCGCAUGGACAUGCCCGAGAUGCUUACUCAUUUGGGAUGAUGGUUGCAAAACUCCUACCUUUGCUUAAUGAUAUGGUUGCAGAACAUUUGCUCGCAAAAUUCCAGGAAACUUUAAAUGCCACUCUUCUUAACCCAGACCCGAUGCAACGGCUAUGUUUACGUAGUUUAUUGUCUCAUGCAUUCUUCAGCAGGAAUGAAUUCUUGGAAAUUGUAAAUUUCUUACAAAGUUUGACACUAAAAACUGAAGAAGAAAAGAAUGAGUUUUUCAAAUUUCUGUUGGAUCGAGUCCAGGCCUUGCCUGAAAGUCUUAUGGCUUCUCGUCUGGUGCCACAAUUGCUAACUCCACUGGUCUUUGCAGAACCAGUGGCAAUCAAAAGCUUUCUUCCUCACCUCCUCAGGCCAAAGACAGAUGCAUCUGGUGAUGAAUUCAAUUGCCUCCUGUCACCCAAUGCCUUUCGAGAGCAUGUGAUCCCUGUUCUGUUGAAACUCUUUAGCGUGCGGGAGGAGCAUGUACGAAUGGUGCUCUUGGCUCACCUAGACACUUAUGCAGAUCUUUUCUCACUUGAAGACCUACAAGAAAUUAUUCUUCCACAGAUAUUGUUAGGACUGAGAGAUACUAGCAACACGCUGGUAUCAGGAACACUUUCCAGCCUUGCAGUAUUGGUGCCACUUCUUGGAGCUGAGGUGGUAGUUGGAGGUGAAAGAGCAAAGAUCUUCAAACGGGCCACACCCAACUUCAAAUCAACUGAGAUAACCCCUGAAGGUUCCCCUACACAUGUGAUCAACAGUAAUGAACAUCUCAGUACACUGGCUUUAAGUAAUUCUGUCAAACCAUUUUCAAAGAAGUUGGAAUUGGAGAAGAAGCGUACAACUGGGAGGGAGAAAGUCCGAGCAAACUUCUCUGAAAAUCCCCAGCCUGCCAAGUUUCAGCUAUUGACAACACAAGCCCAGUAUAAAGAACAAGCAGCCAUAAUGUCCAUUAUUGGUAAUCACAGGAAUGAAAUUUUGGGCGUUGAUAGUGCACAAAGCUCAAUGCACACCCACAAAUGUGCAGAAGAUUGGCCAGACUGGAGCAAGCCAGACAACAAUGAAAUACUGCUUGAGUCUAAAAAAGAUUGCAUUCUUGCAGAAAACAAUUUUGGGAAUAUUACAUUGGAUGACGAACCAUGGGAUAACUUUGAAACUGAAAAUGGUCAAUCUAAUGCAAUAACAGAGGAACAGGCAGUUAAACCACAUAUAUCUAAUUUAUCUCCUUUUGGGAAUAAAUCUCAGUCUAAGGGCAUGAAACUUUCUUCAGCACUGAAAAUCCAUUCAGAAAUGCCUGGUGAGAGUUGGAAGAAUAACUGUAAACAGCACAAGGUUUUGGUAGAAGAAAAGAAAAAAACAAACUCUAUUACACAGAUACCCUCCAGGCAGAGGACCACAAUAAAGAAAGCAUCUUUGCAUGAUGAGCUGGGAGAGGAAUUCACCAUUAGUGUCAAGAAACGGCCAGAGAGAGACCCUGAACUAGAUCUCUUUGCUGAUAUGAUACCGGAUAUUAAACUGUCUUCCACUGGCUUGUUAGUGCCAACACAGGGAUCACAAUUGGCUGGUUCUGCCAAAGAAACUGAAGUAGCUUCAAGAGGUACAGAGGUGUUGACAGACAGAGACAAUUCACAAACUUUAGCACUUGCAUCAAAGUUUGCUGCAACAGACACAGUUGAGAUGGAAACCGAAGGCUGGGAUGAUGAUCUGAACUGGGAGGACAAUACUUGGUAGAAAACAUUUACCAAGCAAAGAUUUAUUUAGAUACUUAAAUUUCCUUCCCCUCUAAUAAUAUGUUUUGACCUCACCUUUAAGGCCAUUGCCAAGCAGCUAAGCUUUUGUUCUGUGCAGUAAAUAUCCAAUAUAGCUAGCUAGAAUAAAAAAUGGAGUCUGAAGUACCCAGAGAGCAAUGAGGAACUACCCAGCAGCAUCAAGCUGUUUGCUUGUUAGUGUUUACUGUAAGUUAUUUUAGAGAUGUCUGUUAACUCUUGUGAAGAUGUUUUAUUCAAAUAUUAUAUGGGGGGGGGGGGGAGAGAAGUAAGUUAUACUGGUGGUUUCCGUCUGGCCUACAUUUCCAUCUGUGGAAAGUUCUAAACAACUGAUCCAAUGCAAAACAAAAGUCCAGUUCUGAUUUUGGUGUUAAGUACUGAGAAUGACAACUUACAGUUAUGAAUCUACAUUUCACCUUAAAUACAAUAUAAAGUUGGAACUCAUCUCACUUGAUAUGGGAAUAAAGGAGAGAAAUUUCCCAGAGUUCAUCUGAUUCAGAAGUCACACACUGGUUAGAGUCGGUGUGAAAAUGAAGCCACUAAUGAUAAAUACUAAAUUUGGAGGUGUAUCUUUUCAAUAGCCUUAACAAUGUAUUGACCAACUUGGAGCAAAAUCUUGCAACUAUUUACAGUAACCUUUAUUUGAAAUGUACCUCCUAUAAAAUGAAUUUUAAUGUAGCAACAUGAGCACCUAAAGACUCAUGGUACAGAAGGGAAAGUCAAAGGUGGAAGAAAAAAGGUGAAUUUUCAAGCCCUGUAUUGCAGCAAGGUUAAAACUUCCUCCAAUAAACAUCAGUAACCUAAUUCUCAAAUCUUGUGGUAUUACGAUCUGGUAUCAAAAUUAUAACUAUAAAAACACGACUUUCUGGGCAACUGCUUUUCAGGACAUUGCCAGAUAACCACAAAUUUUAAAAUGUUUACUUAAGGCCCCUUUACAUUCUGGAAUGCCAAAUAAAAAACUUAAAUCAAGGGCUUAAUCUGUUUCACGCUCUUCAUAGGUGAGGGACAUUGGAGAUCUUAAUUACAUUUUGUUUUAUAAUUGUGGUUAUUUAGUUUUGUUGAUUUACAUUGAGAAAAUAAAUUCUUCUAAACGAAGAUUUGGGUGUAUUUUCUGAAUGUGGAUACUGAAAGGAGAAAUUGAUCACUGAAGUUAAGGUUAACAAUUAGCUCUCAUAGAAAAAACUACAUACUAGAAAGGGAUUCUUUUUUCAGUAGCUAUACAAGCCUGCUUUCAUGGAAGUUUGACCCAACCACCUUCACUAUCUGGCUGCUGGACUUUGGAAUCUUGUACUUGGGCCUAAGAGAUGGGCAUUGAAGUAAUCUGGUAUUGGCACCAUAAAAAAAAAGGAACAAGGUAAAACAUUGGCCUUGCAUUAUUAUGGUACAACUUUAAAUUGUGUUAGAUUGAAACUUCUUGAUUGGUGGAUAUCAAAUAAAGGUGAAUGGACUUAACCUGGAAACUGCUCAAAUUUUGUAAGUAAUUAUCUGAUUAUAGGCAGAAAGAUACUUGCUAAUAAGAAACUAAGUGAUAAUGAGAGUUUAAAGUAUGGAGGGAAAAGAUUUGCCUCUUCUGUGAUACAAUGAACUAAAAAUUGGAAUCAUGUUAUGCCUUAAAUGUUGUGUUGUGAUUUCCAAAAAACCAAAGAGUACUUUUACUAUUCCUUUAUGGGGAAAUUCUGAAUAAAUACCUUGUUUUGAGUUCAAGGAAUUAAAACUGAGUAUAACGCAAAAUGCACAAAAAAAGAGCACUAUUUAUUUAAUUAUUUAAACAUAACUGUUUAUAAUUUGAAAUUUUACACACAACUUAUGAAAAUAUCAUACAUGAAACUAAUUUCAUGUUUAUUGUAAUCACUAACCAAAAUGGCCAUCAAAUACAGACCUAGGAACUGAUUCACCAGAAAAUUGAAAGUGAAUGUUGGUAUCGUAAUUCUGUUCCUGAAAGUACUGGGAAGAGUAACUGUAAUCUCACUUCCAUUUCUUACUUUGCUUAUCCUUCUGUUUAUCUGAUAUUUGAAUCAGUGGUUGUGUACUUUGCAAUAUUACCUUGGCCCUGAUUGCACUACUUUAAAUUAAGUAUGUAAUCAUUUCUAUUAAAUUCUAAUGACACAGGCUGUUUAUGUUACAGCAUGGCUGUGUUGCAAACCAUUGCCUGAGGAUGUAGUUACAAAAUACCAUUUGACUUACUUAAAUAUAUGUGUUAACACUAAAGGUUAAUAUAUUGAGUACACUGAAUGAAACACUUUCAUGAAACAGCAAAGUAGGAAAUAUUUUCCUGAGUGAUCUGAUUCCUUAAAUGUAAUUCAUCCUCAGUACCCCGGCUCCUGAUAUUAAUGCCUAAUAGUGAUCAUUUGCAAAACCAGAAUUUCUCACACCAAAUGGUCUUUGAAUUUAUGUAAUGUAUUGAGGCACUGGACUCAAUUAGUAACUAGUUAAAAGCAGAAGUAAUUUGCAUGUAUUUGGAGAGGUAACGAUCCUUCUCUUGUAAUAUACCAAAUUAGACUAAUUUCAGUUUCAAGUCAAUUGAUUCUUUCUCUAAUUGUAGAAAGUUGAGCCCCAGGCUGAAAUUGCUGUUAUGAAAGAUGAUUUUGUAAAAAUUAGUAUGUUCAAAUGUAUAUUUUUGUACAAUUAAAGAUCAUUUUAUAAAAGAUACUUAACAGUCUAAACACUGAUAGUUUUCUACUCAUUAUAAUAGAGAAUAUUCAACACGCUUCAAUUUUAAAUGUCUUGAAUAAUGGAGUAUUUUUACCCAAAGGUGAGAAUAUAAGAAGAAAUAGUGCAUCAUUUUAUCUCCUCACUGAUUUACCUCCAAAAUACACUGAAAAACAACUGCUGUGAUUCUUAGAGAUAACCUUCUGAUCAACAUGAUCAAACAGUCAUUUGGGCAAUUGAGUGCAUCAGUGGUUCAUGAUCCAACUUAUCUGUUCCCUUUGUCACUGGGCGGUUAUCUUGAUUAUGUUACUACAGAAAGAUGAAACUAUUGUCCAGUAAUAUGACCAUAAAAGAGUAGUUUUGCUAUGUGAUAUAUUUUCCUUCAGCUUACUGUUGUAGAAAGGCAAAUCAAAAAUAUCUUGUUAUAAUAAACAAGUUUAUUAGUAUUG
This is a messenger RNA of Hypanus sabinus (Atlantic stingray), 5556 nucleotides long. RefSeq names its product SCY1-like, kinase-like 3 (gene scyl3). Gene Ontology annotation, molecular function: ATP binding; protein kinase activity. The record is from RefSeq and is a predicted model, not a curated record. The coding region runs from base 117 to 2423 and encodes 768 amino acids. Lineage: Eukaryota; Metazoa; Chordata; Chondrichthyes; Myliobatiformes; Dasyatidae. The transcript is spliced from 13 exons. Gene Ontology annotation, biological process: protein phosphorylation.